CAUUCCUCUGUGUGGGUGGUGCAGCUGCAGGUAUCUGUGCGGGUCCCCCAUUCCACUGUGUGGGUGGUGCAGCUGCAGGUAUCUGUACGGGUCCUGCAUUCCUCUGUGUGGGUGGUGCAGCUGCAGGUAUCUGUGCGGGUCCCGCAUUCCUCUGUGUGGUGGUGCAGCUGCAGGUAUCUGUGCGGGUCCCGCAUUCCUCUGUGUGGUGGUGCAGCUGCAGGUAUCUGUACGGGUCCCGCAUUCCUCUGUGCGGGUGGUGCAGUUGCAGGUAUCUGUGCAGGUCCCGCAUUCCUCUGUGUGGGUGGUGCAGCUGCAGGUAUCUGUACGGGUCCCCCAUUCCUCUGUGUGGGUGGUGCAGCUGCAGGUAUCUGUGCAGGUCCCGCAUUCCUCUGUGUGGGUGGUGCAGCUGCAGGUAUCUGUGCGGGUCCCGCAUUCCUCUGUGUGGGUGGUGCAACUGCAGGUAUCUGUGCGGGUCCCGCA
Molecule: messenger RNA, 480 nt
Organism: Staurois parvus
Lineage: Eukaryota; Metazoa; Chordata; Amphibia; Anura; Ranidae
Source: the annotation of a GenBank genome assembly